Messenger RNA from Teleopsis dalmanni, 1870 nucleotides. It is a transcript of the gene eIF3l, whose product is annotated as eukaryotic translation initiation factor 3 subunit L. Gene Ontology annotation, molecular function: translation initiation factor activity; protein binding. The record is from RefSeq and is a predicted model, not a curated record. Gene Ontology annotation, biological process: translational initiation. NCBI's taxonomy places the organism in Eukaryota, Metazoa, Arthropoda, Insecta, Diptera, Diopsidae. Gene Ontology annotation, cellular component: eukaryotic translation initiation factor 3 complex; cytoplasm. The transcript has 4 exons. Bases 118 to 1734 code for a protein of 538 amino acids.
UUCAUUCCUUAAAUUUCUUUUUCUUUUAGUCGUUGAUUCGGAAAGUUUGUUGGCGUGUUUCUAUCAAUUGUUGCAAGAAAUAUAAAUUUAACCGCAAAUUCUAAUUAUAUUAUAAAAAUGUAUAGUGCUGAAGAUUACGAAAACAUUGACUAUUACAAUGAAUAUGGUCAUACUGGUGAUCCUCAAUUGGACAUGGAGUACGAGCGUAACUAUUACGCUAGUCGCAUGCCGGAAAAUGUCAAGUACUUUUUGAUGAACUUCUGUCAAGCCAUUAAGGAAGGUGUACUCUUUGAUAUUCAGAAUAUGUAUGAAAAUACAUUUCCACAAAUCAGUGAUCAUCACUUUGAUAAGUCUGCUUGGCCUGAUGAGCAAGAAGUAGCUGCUGUUGUUGAAAACGAUAAAGUAUUUUUAAUACUUUAUAAAGAGUUGUACUAUCGUCAUAUUCAUGCCCGUAUACCAGGUGGACCAAAACUGGAACAGCGUAUCAAUUCGUUUUUCAACUAUUGUGACUUUUUCAAUUUGAUUAUAUCGUCGCAAAGUCCAGUGCUCUUGGAAUUGCCCGAUAUUUGGUUAUGGGAGUUAGUAGAUGAAUUUGUUUACCAAUUCCAAAAUUUUGCUCAAUACAGAGCACGUUUAACUGAUAAAACUCAAGAGGAAAUUCAGCAAUUGUGCGUAAAUCAUAGCAAUGUAUGGAGUAUACUUUGCAUCUUAAAUGUGCUGCAUUCGCUGGUUGACAUUUCUAAUAUUAAGAAACAACUUGUAGCUUUAUCACAAGGAAAUGAUCCACAAACUGUUGCUGGAGAAUUUGGUGAACUUUCAUUUUACAAAAUGUUGGGAUAUUUCUCAUUAGUUGGUUUGCUUCGUGUACAUUCCCUUUUGGGCGAUUAUUAUCAAGCAAUUAAAGUUUUGGAACCUAUCGAAAUACACAAAAAAUCGCAAUAUUCGCAUAUACCUGCUUGUCAGAUUUCAACAUCGUAUUAUGUUGGUUUCGCAUAUAUGAUGAUGCGUCGUUAUGCUGAUGCUAUUCGUACUUUCUCCGAUAUAUUACUCUAUAUACAACGCACAAAACAAUUGUAUAGCACACGUUCAUAUCAAAACGAUCAGAUAAAUAAACAAGCUGAACAAAUGUAUCAUUUAUUGGCUAUAUGCUUAGUUGUUCAUCCACAAUGUAUUGAUGAAUCUAUUCAACAAGUUUUACGUGAGAAAAACUAUCAUGAUGCUAUGUAUAAAAUGCAAUGUGGCGAUUUGGAGGUUUUCAAAUCGUUUUUCGUUUUUGCAUGUCCACGGUUUGUUAGCCCCUGCCCUCCUGCUGCAGAUGCACCAAUGGAAGAUUAUGUUAAAGAUCCGAUGGAACACCAAUUAAUGGUAUUCAUGGAUGAAGUCCGUCAACAAAAAGAUCUACCAACAACACGUUCAUACUUAAAGUUGUAUACUACCCUACCACUGGUUAAAUUAGCUUCCUUUAUUGAUCCAAAUGCAGGUGAUGAUGAUGUAUCAAAAUUGUUGAUUCGUCUACUUUGCUUCAAACAUAAAAUGAGGAAUUUGGUAUGGACCAAAGGUUCUAGUGGUUUGGAAGGUACCUUCAAGUCUGGUUCUGAGUUGGACUUUUAUAUUGAUGAUGACAUGAUUCACAUUGCGGACACUAAAGUAUCACAUCGAUAUGGCGAUUUCUUUGUACGUAAAAUUCUAAAAUUCAAUGACCUAAAUCGCAAAUUAAAAAAUAUACAUUUAUAAAUAUAAUUAAUUAAUAAUUAAGGUUUUUAAAAUAAUUUUUGUAUACAUUAGACAGAAUGUAAUAAUAAUAAGAUGAUUGUCUAAUUUAUUUCAAUUGUAAUAAAAACGGGUUUAAUGCCUCGGAAAAGCCUAUAUA